UUCGGAGGGAGCUGAGUUCAAAUUCGGCCACUCACUGCCCUUUGGACACCCGGGUUCCAACAAGGAGACGCUCAGGGGAGGAGGGCCGGGAAGACCCAGUGGCUGGAGCGAUGGACUAUCAGGAGGAUGUGACCUAUGCAGAUCUCAAGUUUCCCCCCAAACUGGAGCCCAGAAAUGGGAAGAAGCCAGGGGCUCUUCUGGUCCCUCUUACCUCCCACCCGGCCUUAAGGUACUCUUCUCCCACCUUCAACCCCUCAGCAGGUCCUGAGUUUCCACCCAGAAACCGUUCAGAGUCACAUGGCAACUUGGGCCUGGGAAGGAGGGGAAACGACCUGACUGACGCCUUACCACCCCCAGCCCCUUCUCCCCUAAAGAACCCAACUCUGCGCACCUGGAUUGUUCCUGGCAUCAUCUUGAGUUCCCUGGUGGUGGUGGUGAUUUCUUUGAUCAUUGUGUGUUCCCGGCUGUCCACCAGUCACACCUGCCUCUCAGAGAAAUUCACCCACCUGUUGGGCAACUACACCCACCUAUCAAACAGCUACUCCCACCUGUCGGACAACUACACCCACCUGUCGGACAACUGUACCCACCUGUCGGGCAGAUACACCCAUCUGUCAGACAGUCACAGAGACCUGUCAGAAGAGCUCUCCAACUUGAGGGACAAUCACACCCACCUCAUCGGGGACUACACCAAGCUUCGGGACAGAAUCCAGCGGGUGGAGAACCGGCUCUCCAAACUUGUGACAUGGGCCCAGGGCCUGGAUCACUGUGGACUCCAGAAGUCUGAGCCCCCUUACCUCAGCUGCCUGUCUUGCCCAGCUAAGUGGAUCCUCUUCAGACAAAACUGCUAUCUCUUCUCUGAAAACUCUGAGAGUUGGCGUGGCAGCGUAGACCGGUGCCAAGAUCUCCAGUCAACGCUGGUUACCAUCAUUGACCAGAUGGAGCAGGUCUUUCUGAGCCUCCAGGCAGCAAGGAGAAUCUACUGGAUCGGCUUGACCGAUGAGUAUCAUGAAGGCCAAUGGACGUGGGUAAAUUCCCAUAUAUUCCAGAAGGGAUAUUGGGCCCCAGCCCAGCCUGAUAACUACCUCUCAGAUGAGAACUGUGUGUCCCUGGGAGAGAAGGAAGGGUUUGACAACUGGAAUGAUGCACAAUGCUCAAAGAGAUACCAUUACAUCUGUAAGAAGGAGGCUGAGCGAAUGCAGCUUUGAUGGUCCCAACCUCAGCAUCACCAGCGGAUGGAAAGGGCAACUGGCUGGAGGGGGACCAGAUUCCCUCUGCAAAACAGUGGGGACAUGGGGCUGGGCCCGCUGCCCGCAUCAGACGGGAGGAGGGCGUACCACACUUGCCGGUCACUUUGGAGGUUCUCCUCCUGUGGGUCAUUGCACAUACCAUCCCCCCUUUCCUGGAAUGCCUUCUCCUUCCCUCCAUUUUCCCUUCAAAAAUACUACUAAAAAUCACCUCUUCCAUUCAGGCUUCCCAGAAGAACACCAAUCACUUAGGGAAGGCUUUGGUACUUAUGCGAAUCUCUUCCCUUUUGUGUGUGUGUGUGUGUGUGUGUGUGUGUGUGUGUGUGUGUGUGUGGUUCCCCUGUUUGUCCUGUGCACCCCUUUGGAUUGUCAGUCCCUCAAGGGUAGGUACCAUGUUUACUGUUCCCUCUGCCCCUUCCCUCAGGGUAGGAGAGAGAGAGAGUGAGAGAGAGAGAGAGGGAGUGUGUGUGUGUCUCCCCAGCCUCCCGCAUAAGACUGUCAGCUUCACCAGGACCGGAUGUAUGCUUUCUCCUCCCUCUGUCCCUUCCCCAGGGUUCUGCCCACAGUGGGCAUUCAAGUUGGACAAGGUACAACUCAGACACUCUGUGUUGAUCUCCUCAGCAUGGCAGCUGCUGCUGUUACCACUGAGUGUAUGUUUGUUCCACAGGAGAACAGUCAUCCUCUGUCACAGGAAGCACCUGCAUCCAACCAGGGAGAGAGAGAGGCAGCCCUGGGGAGGCCCUAUCACCACUAAGGGGAGGGUGGGGGGAAGGGGAGGAGGCUCUGGCUCCCCCCACCACCCUCGCACAUGGUCCGAUCAUCCACAGACUCAGUUGCUUCCCCCUCAGCCUACACUCUCCCUUCAACUUCCUCCCAUCUAGGCCUUCCUCCCUGUCUCCAAGCCUCUGCUCCUGCUGCCCCGCUGCAUAGAACAACUUCCUUUUUCCUCACACCAUGACAAACGCUCACCUCCUUUCACCACAGUGCAAGGUUGUCUCCUCCGGGAAACCCUCCCUGAUUUGACCCUCCCCCCAUCAUUAUCUACAUAACUGUCAUGAUCGUGCCCCUCUGGUCAGAUGGACGGGGGUUGUCUGUGUGUCUGUUGCGUUUCUCCUAUUUCACACAUAGACCCCAUAGUCUCCGGAGGGCUUAAUAAAGACUUGCUGACUCAA
Molecule: messenger RNA, 2419 nt
Organism: Ornithorhynchus anatinus (platypus)
Lineage: Eukaryota; Metazoa; Chordata; Mammalia; Monotremata; Ornithorhynchidae
Product: low affinity immunoglobulin epsilon Fc receptor-like
Exons: 8
Coding region: 111-1208 (365 amino acids)
Source: RefSeq, a predicted model, not a curated record